This is a messenger RNA of Didymella exigua CBS 183.55, 1167 nucleotides long. Its product is annotated as S-adenosyl-L-methionine-dependent methyltransferase. Gene Ontology annotation, cellular component: mitochondrion. The record is from RefSeq and is a predicted model, not a curated record. The transcript is spliced from 2 exons. The coding region runs from base 1 to 1167 and encodes 388 amino acids. NCBI's taxonomy places the organism in Eukaryota, Fungi, Ascomycota, Dothideomycetes, Pleosporales, Didymellaceae. Gene Ontology annotation, molecular function: N-methyltransferase activity; DNA binding.
AUGCCACGCGUACCGACGGCGCUCCUGCGCAAAGCGCGUACAAUAGAUCUAUUUCUUCCAGCCCUUCUCGCACCCUGCCGCGACCUGCAUACCGCCCAGAACGAGCUGCGAUGGCUCCGCGAACAUGUCGAGAAAGUCGCGAGAGCGCGACGCGCCAAAGGAGACACGCUGGCCAAGGGCGCUUUGCUAGGCCAGCUAGUCGGAGAAAGAGCAAAGGGAAAGCCACUCCAGUACAUACUCGGCUCAGAGUAUUUUGGGAGCCUAGAGAUCAAGUGCAGGCCUGGGGUGCUCAUACCGAGACCAGACACAGCAGCUUCAAUCACACAUCUGGCGAAUCUCGUUCGAAAUGCGCAAGAUCUACCGAACGAAGUACGAGUCCUAGACCUCUGCACCGGCACGGGUUGCAUCCCAAUACUCUUUCGUCAUGAAUUCGCUGCGAAAAGAAAAGACGUCGACCUGCGCAUCAUUGGCAUUGACAUAUCACAUGAGAGCAUAAGCCUCGCGCAUCACAACCUGCGCAACAAUGAGAUUGGCAACGAAAGAAGAAAUGGCAUGACGAGUUUCGCGAAGGCGGAUGUCCUCGCAGACCCCUUUGACAAUCUGACUCCAGGAGCUCCGUUGCCGGUGAAAAACCUAUUGAAUCACAACAAGUGGUCACCAUUUUGGGACAUACUCAUUUCCAAUCCACCCUACAUCUCACCGUCGGCUUACUGGAGGACUACAAUGCGCUCAGUACGCAAGUUCGAGCCAAAGCUGGCACUUGUACCUCCACCGAGAGCAAAGUUUGACGACACACAGCAAGGGGACAUGUUCUAUCCGCGGCUCUUGAAGAUUGCGGAGGAGAUCGAAGCAAAGAUCGUGCUUCUGGAAGUUGCGGACCUGGAGCAGGCACUCCGAGUCGCACGGCAUGCGCAAAAGCUAGACGUGUUUGACGGCAUUGAGAUAUGGAGAGACAACCCGGAUACCUCUACCUCUCCCGGUCAGCCCACGAGUGAAGAUGGUUUCCAAAUUCACGGGGACGGCAACGGUCGCUCUGUUGUGUGCUGGCGCGGCGUAGGAGGCCUUUGGCUAGGCAAAGCGAUCACCUCGAAGCCGCAAGCACGGCUUCAAGAUGCAACUAGGGACCAUAAAUCGCGCGAUCACUUUCUGUCCGUAUUUUCGUUUUGA